AUGCCUUUUCUACGCCGCCGCGGCAACAUGGCCAGUGAGACCGACAUGCGCCGCCUCACCACUGCCUUUGCGCCGGCCUCUGACGACGUCCCCGAACUGCCGCCGCCCCAGCCCGAAGACGAGGCUGCUAUGCCUCUCUCACGACCGCAGAGCCGAGAGUCUGGCUCGUCGCUCGACCGCCCGACCACUCCGCCCGUCCAGCAGCAGUCCAACAAGCACCGCCGCUUUUCCGUCCUCCGCUUUCGAAAUGCCUCCGACUCGCAGCUGUCUCUCCGGGUCAAGCAGGCGGCCGAGAAGCCUCCUCCUGUCCCUCGACCUCCUGCCAUCAUCACCACCGCUCCCACCAUGCCCAUGGAAGCCAACAACCUGAAGAAGUCAUCCUCCCGCCUAGGACUGGCCUCAAUGCUGCGACGAUCCACCGACAUCCCUCGUAACGAUCCUCUAUCUAACCAUCACCGCGAACCCAUGCCUAGAAAGUCCAUGAACGAACAAGGACGGCCUUCGCUGAGCGUCACAGACGAUCACGAGUCUCAAUCGCCGCGGCCCUCGACCCAGACAACUGUUGAUUCCACCGGUACCGGACUCAACAUCGCACCUCGACCAUCCGAGUCCUCAAGAUCAGAUGUUAGCUCCACUGAUCGAGUGUCUCACACCAGCUUCAGUUCUACUCCUAAAAAAUCCGCAUCAUCUACAUCCUUCUUCAAGCUGCGCAGAAAUAAGCGGCCGCCGGAGCCGCUAUUUCCCUUUGCACACCUUCAGCAAAAGGGCACUCCGGCAGACGGAUCCUCGACCACAUCUCUGGGAGUCGAGGCGACACCACGUCCAGCUUCAGCCCAGAGUGCCAGCGUUCAACCAGCCGAGAAUGAACACGGCCCUCACCUAAACCCGGCCAUCGCUCUCUUCAACGCAAACGGCGGCCCUCGCUCCGACCAGUCCUCUCCAAAUAGGUCUACCUUGCUGCGUGGGAGAUCGUCCACGUUAAGUUCCAUAGGUAGAGACUCCAACGACGAACAUCUCGGCCCGCCCCUCAAUACGCGGACAUCCACCUCCAUCGGCCGCAAGAGCUUCGGCGAUCUCCUUGGCCUGACUCGCCUCCGUCAGAACUCCGACCUUAGCCGGCAGGGCUCCUUCACACCAGCCACGCCGGGAUCCGUUGCCUCCAAGAGCAACUCACUCCAGCUGCCGAGGGAUUCCAUAGUUCUCCCAGAGCGCUUUGAGGAUGAAUCUCCUGCCAAGUAUAUUGCUCGCAUAGAAGGCAUGGUCAGCCGGGGUGUCGUGGCUGCCGCGCUAUCCAAAGGGACUGAUGCCUUUUCAACAGGCGCUUUAAGAAGCUUCAUGAGAACCUUUAACUUUUUCGGAGAUCCUAUGGACAUGGCCAUCCGCAAGCUCCUAAUGGAGGCUGAGCUUCCAAAAGAAACACAGCAGAUAGACAGAUGUCUACAGGCAUUUGCUAACCGCUACCACGAGUGCAACCCUGGCAUUUACUCCUCGCCCGACCAAGCAUACUUUAUUGCCUUCUCUCUCCUCAUCCUCCAUACCGACGUUUUCAAUAAGAACAACAAGCACAAGAUGCAAAAGACUGAUUACCUCAAGAAUACCCGCGGAGAGGGCAUCUUUGAUGAGAUUCUCGAAUGUUUCUAUGACAACAUUUGUUAUACCCCCUUCAUCCACGUCGAAGAUGACCUUGACAUUAACAGCGAGCGCCACGGCGGCAGCAUCAAGUCGAAGCGGAAGAUCCUCCCUCCCCCUCCUGGCGACCCUGCCAAGCGAGCUGCGAAGGAGCCGCUUGAUCCUUACACUCUCAUCAUUGACGGGAACCUGGACGUCCUGCGACCGAACCUGAAGUCAACUAUUCCCCUGGAGGACCAGUAUCAUUAUCUUGGCACGGGGCAAUCCCUCAAUCUGAAGGACCUACAAAAGACUUUCUUUAGAACCGGCGUCUUACAGAUUGUCUCUGCAAGGUCUCGACCAGAUGCAUUCAUGUCUGAUAAGCCCCUGAACAAUCCAGAUGACGCACCCGGCAUUGUUGACAUCAAAAUCACAAAAGUCGGUCUCUUGUGGAGGAAAGAAGCCAAAAAGAGGAAGACACGGUCUCCGUGGCAGGAAUGGGGAGCUAUCCUGACAGGCGCCCAGCUCUACUUCUUCCGCAAUACUAGCUGGGUCAAGAAUCUCAUGCAUCAGUACGACAGCCAUAUUAAGGCCGGCCACGAUGGGAUACCCAUUACUUUUAAACCCCCCCUGGAAGAAUUCAAGCCAGAUGCUCUCAUGUCUACUAAGGGUGCCGUAGCUCUGCUGGACACAUCCUACAAAAAGCACAAGAACGCCUUCAUCUACGUCAGGCAGGGAGGCUUGGACGAGGUUCUCUUGGCCGACGAUGAGGAUGAGCUCAACGACUGGUUGGCAAAACUCAACUAUGCCGCUGCCUUUAGGACAUCCGGCGUCAAGAUGCGCGGCGUUGCUGGAGGCACCUAUGACGGCCACAGCCGUCGAGCUUUCAGGAGGCUUGACAGCUCUGAUGCCACGCAAACUGUCGAGACACCAACUGGCCUUGUAUCGAUCGCAAGGAGCCGCAUCGACCACAAGAUGGCUGAGGAUAUUCAGCUGGCGAGACGAGAGUUUAUGCAGGAGAAGAUUGCCGAGGCGGAUCGCAAAAUAGAGGAUUCCAAAAAGGCUCUGGAAGAACAGUUGAGAAAUGCCCGUCACCUUCAGAUACUUGCACCUGUUCAGCCCAGGACGAGAGAGCAACUUCUCUUGGCCGCGGCUCGCAUGUCCGCGCAACUUAGGUGGGCGCGAAUGGAGAUUUGGAAGGAGAAGUGUCAUCGUGAUAUCCUGGCUCUAGACCUAGAGGAGGAGGGAGAGAUGGUUGAGGCACCGCAUCCAUCAACAGUUGCAGCCAAGCGCCCCGAAUCUCAGUCCAAGGCAAUGUCUGAGAAGCUUCCUCAGUCGCCUCUUGAUCCGGCGAGACCAUCAUCUCCACCGGCGACGCGGCCAACGAGCGCAGUGCUGUCUCAGCUUGAAGUGCAAGAAACACCCAAGGUGGACGUUGGAAGUCUCAGGCAUGGCUCGGUUUCAAGCAUCGCCCCCUCUCCUGUGCAACCGACGCAAAGCAAGCAGCAGUCGCUCGAGCCACACGAAGAGGGUGAUGCAACUUCUGUCAAGUCGAAUCACACACACGACGAAGUAGAUGCUGAGGAGAGACAGUUCCUGAAACAGGCUGGCCUGUUGGAAGGAAGAGUAGGCAGGGAUCCGUCGGACAAGUCCAUCACGUCCACGGCUGGAGAAGCUGGCGAGUCGGGCACUCCAUUCGAGAGAAGCAAGAUCCGACGCAGUCUCCAACGUACCCUUCGGGAGAGUGCUGGUCAUCUCUCCCAUCAUCGCAGCAGAAGGGGCAGGGAGGCGGGCCCGGCUGCAUCGUCAGAGGACAAUGUCCGCGACAGUAUGCUGGCACGAGGAACGGGAAGUUUUGUUGUCCACGGAAAGAAGGCUUCUGUCAUCCAACUGGGAUCAGAGCUGCAAGUCCUGAACAACGAGGAGCAGAUUCUCGCUCGAAAGCAGCAGCAGCAGAGCUACCGGCAGUCAACCGACAUUCCGGCUUCUCCCAUCCUAAGCGAGGAGCAAGAUGACGACUUUUACUCCGUGCCUGAAACUCCAUUGGAGCAAAGCGUGUCGCGUGACCGGAGGGGAUCCGCCGCGAGCGCCAGCACGGCCACGGCGAGAAGUUUUCGCGAGCUUCACCGGAAGUACUCGGCAGCGCGGAGCGUGUCCGCAGCCGGAAGGCUGGCUAUUCCUUCAGAUGCGGAAAGCGAGGCGGCGGUGAGCUUCUCUGACGGUCGAAGAUCGCCUUUGCCCCCUAUGGAAACAGAGGAAGAUGAUGCAGGCGUAGCAGCACCCCCCGAGUCGGUUGUAGACGAGGAUGAAGAUACCACACUGGAACUGGAAGAGAAUGAAGGAGUAGAGCACAAGCCGGAAACCCCGGCACCGGGCCAAGAAUCGGCCAACGAAAAAGCCGAGGAGGCAGAGGCGUCAUCAACACACGACUCCGAAUCGCUGCCCAACCCUCCGCUUCAGGCGGUCAAUGCAUGA
Messenger RNA from Trichoderma breve, 4083 nucleotides. Its product is annotated as sec7 domain-containing protein. The transcript is spliced from 4 exons. The coding region runs from base 1 to 4083 and encodes 1360 amino acids. Gene Ontology annotation, molecular function: guanyl-nucleotide exchange factor activity. Gene Ontology annotation, biological process: regulation of ARF protein signal transduction. Lineage: Eukaryota; Fungi; Ascomycota; Sordariomycetes; Hypocreales; Hypocreaceae. The record is from RefSeq and is a predicted model, not a curated record.